UAAACACGUCUGUACGAAAUUCCAAUUAUACAGCAACGUGGCUUUCUUGUCACAAGCAGAAAAUGAAAAUGUAAACAAAAGCUCUACAAAAGGAACACAAUUUAGGGGGUAACAACAAUAACGAUGAACAAGUCUAAUAUAAAGGAGGCAAAUGAACACCUUCAAAAGCUUUACCAGCGAGUCCAGGACUUGGAAAGUACGGUACAGGAGCAAGCAGAAGCGAUGAUGAGACGGGACGAGGAGGCCGAGUCAACGCUGCGUGAGCUCGGCCGAUCUAAAGACCGCGAGAUCGCUGAACUACGGAGGUCCUUGGAGUCGUCGGAGAUGCACGUUCAGCACCUCUUGGGCUCCUGUCGGGAAAAAGACUCUCAGAUAUCGUUCCUGAAACAGAGGAGUAAAAUUCUAGACGAUGUUUGUCAGGAGCUGCCAUCUUUAGAGAUUCUUGUGGAUACGUUGCGGAGGACCCCGUCAUCCCGGAGUCGACAUGCUUCAGAUUUUGAGCAAGGUGUUAAGCAAAUGACAAACGCUACUGCUGAGCACGGCAGACAGUCUGCUUCACCGGACGUUCGCCCGACUGGAUUUGGGCACAGUUCACCGAGGAUUGAGAGCACACCUCAACACAACAUGGCGAGGAACUUUUCGAUAUCUGAUGACGAUGAGGAACAUCUAUCUUGAUUUCAUGGUGGUGUCAUCACUUUAAGACUUGUUAACCCUUCUUGCGCUGGACUACUCCUCCCCGGUCAAGAUGUUUCGAGGAAUACUACCUCCGUGUUCAGUGGAAACUUGCAGCUCUUUUUUAUAGCUCUAUUGUGGCACCAAAUGAUGAGAAUUGAAUAUUUUGGAUGUGUUUUUUGUUUAACAAAGAGUCCUUGAAAAUUUUCUCAUGACAUUGAAUUUAUAUUUAGCAUUCAAAAAGUAGACAUUGGGCUAGUUGCGAUAACGUAACCCUCUUUUCGCAGUCGGCAGGGGGGGUUACGCUAUCGCAAUUUGUAAAGCAUGUAAGCACAAAAGCUUGCUUAGCACGGAAAACUCUUGCUUAGCAAAAUAGGUUACCAACAAGAAUACCACACAGUGACCAAUGCUGCAACUAGUUAUGCUAGGAGUAGUACCCCAAUCAUUUCUCGCUUAUCAAAGUGAUGCUUAGCAGAACUUUCUGUUUGACAGCUUUAUGAAAUUGGUUCCUGUUUUAGUAUAUCGGCUGCAGACGUAGUUUUUUUUAAUACCCGGGAAACAUUCCAACAGACAAAUUCAUUGAUAUUUUAAAACUUUGAAUUUAUGUUUUAUGUACAUACGUGUACACUACAUGUAUAAAUCUGCAAUCUUAUUUUUACAUGACGAUGUCCACUUGGGGCAUUUUUCGGUGGUCUGUAGGAACUUAUUAGCAUUAUGGUGGGGAAUACAUUUAUAAUGUGUGGAUGAACAGUUUAGUAGGAUGUGAAACUUUGUAUGGUUUGCAGUAACACCAUGGACAUAAGCAUGAAUUUAAAUGUGCAUCAUGGUGGAAAAUAGUAGAGUUUGUGGUGACGCCAUCUAAUGAAAUCUCUUUCAUGAGUUGUGGUUGCUCUGGAAAGACUGUAUGGUGAAAGAAUUUAACAUUAUGAUCACCAUGUUCUGUGUUCUCUUGAAGACCAUCAUAUCAUACUAAUCGAAACAUCACGUUGUUACAGCAUUGGUCUUAUACCGAACCACCACAGCUCAUGAGAGAGAUUUCAUGUGGUGGUGUUAACGCAAACUUUACUAGAUUAUUAUAGUGGGUAUUUUUAAAAUAGAACAAAAUUGCUGGUGAGAAAGGUGUCCAACAAAUCUACCUGAUACAAUUAUUCAGCACAAUGAAGAAGUUUAUGUAAAAGAUGUGUGCCUGAUAUGUAUGGAGCAGACAGACAAUUUGCAUAUUCAUUAGUGUUUAAAGUAGCAUAUAAUUUGAAUAAAUGCCCACGGGUAUGGAACCAAUAUGUCCAGCCUUAUAAAUAAGUGUUCAACAAUAAUGUUAUUGUUAAAACAAUUAUCAUACUGUUAAACAAUUCACAACAAUUAGAAAGAGGAACAAAUUGUACAAUAAACAGGCUUCUAUUAAAAAAUUAAUAAACAUGUUUA
Messenger RNA from Asterias rubens (European starfish), 2094 nucleotides. Its product is annotated as vimentin-type intermediate filament-associated coiled-coil protein-like. Bases 124 to 675 code for a protein of 183 amino acids. The record is from RefSeq and is a predicted model, not a curated record. The transcript has a single exon. NCBI's taxonomy places the organism in Eukaryota, Metazoa, Echinodermata, Asteroidea, Forcipulatida, Asteriidae.